ACCUGUUACAUCACUGCAUUGUCAAUAUGGGUGAAGCGCCACUGCCCAGAGAGCAUGUGCUCAUUAUUCUGAAUUACAAGCUGUCUGACUCGCUGGUGGAGGCUAUUCGUCAGAAAUUUGCUGAUGUCGAGUGUACCAUCUUUCCCGCCACUCUGGGCUCCAAGGUACCAAGUGAGUUGUUCCGCAAGGCGACAAUCCUUGUCACAUAUGUCAACUUGCCGGAACCCGAGGAUGCCGAGAACUUGAAGCUCGUCCAUACAUUCUCUGCGGGCCUGGAUCACCUCAUGAACAAUCCUAUCUUGAAGAGUGGUCUUAUCCCAUUCACUACCAGUUCUGGUAUCCACGGCCCGCCAAUUGCAGAAUGGACCAUCAUGAACUGGCUUGUCUCCGCUCGCAAUUACAAUGUGAUGUAUGAGGCGCAGAAGGAGCACAAGUGGGAUAAAGACACACCAUGGAUGCAGACCAAUUACGACCAAGUUGGCAAGAAGGUUGGAAUUCUUGGAUAUGGAAGUAUUGGCCGACAGAUUGCCCGUGUAUCUCAAGCAAUGGGAAUGACUGUCUACGCCUACACAGCUUCUCCACGCCCAACACCCGAGUCACGCCACGACAACGGGUUUAUCGUCCCGGGAACCGGUGAUCCUGAGGGAACUAUCCCCGUAUCUUGGCACCAUGGCACAGACAAGAGUUCUAUCCAUGAAUUCCUCUCGCUUGGAUUAGAUCAUCUAGUCGUUUCUGUCCCGCUUACCCCUCAGACAACCCAUCUAUUGGGCCCCGAGGAGUUUGCGCUCUUAGCCGAGAACUCGAAGAAUCCUGGCAUCAAGCCAUACCUGACCAACAUCUCGCGUGGAAAGGUGCUUGAUCAAGACGCGCUGAUUGAGGCUUUGAAGUCUGGGCAGCUAGGCGGUGCGGCACUUGACGUUACAAACCCUGAACCAUUGCCUGCAGAUCACCCUCUUUGGGAUGCGCCGAAUGUGCAGAUUAGUCCGCACAUCAGUGGAUCGGGUAGAGAGUAUUUCUGGCGCUCACUCCAGAUUGUUAGAAUCAACUUAGACCGCAAGGCGAAGGGGUUGCCUUUAAUUAACCAAUACGGAGGAAAGGGUUAUUAG
Penicillium pulvis is the source of this 1106-nucleotide messenger RNA. RefSeq names its product D-isomer specific 2-hydroxyacid dehydrogenase family protein. NCBI's taxonomy places the organism in Eukaryota, Fungi, Ascomycota, Eurotiomycetes, Eurotiales, Aspergillaceae. Gene Ontology annotation, molecular function: NAD binding. The coding region runs from base 27 to 1106 and encodes 359 amino acids. The transcript is spliced from 4 exons. The record is from RefSeq and is a predicted model, not a curated record.